Mya arenaria is the source of this 510-nucleotide messenger RNA. RefSeq lists its product as uncharacterized. Bases 1 to 510 code for a protein of 169 amino acids. The transcript has a single exon. The record is from RefSeq and is a predicted model, not a curated record. Lineage: Eukaryota; Metazoa; Mollusca; Bivalvia; Myida; Myidae.
AUGAAGAUGCAGGAAAGUGCCUACGGUGACGAAUUUAGUAAACUGACUUCAAAUAAGAAGAUAGCAACAUCAAGCUCGCUGGUAAACUGUGUCCAGUGCUUAAUGAGGGUCUGUUACGAGUUGGCGGGCGACACUGAAUUUUCCGAGGAUAGCAAACAUCCGAUCAUUUUACCAAGCAAACACCACGUGACAGAACUUAUAGUACGGAAAUAUCACGAGGUUAAUCAUCACAUGGGAGCUCAUCAUGUAUUAUCGUUGACUCGACAGUCGUAUUGGAUAAUUCACGGAAUAAGGACAGUGAAACAUGUAGUCAGGGCAUGCAUGGAUUGUAAACGGCGCUUCAGGAAAACACAACGACAACAGAUGGCACCGUUGCCAGUUGAGAGGCUUACUCCGAACAAACCUCCGUUUACGUAUGUUGGUGUGGACUAUUUCGGGCCUAUGUAUGUCAGGGUCGGUCGUAGCCAACAGAAACGAUGCGGGUGCAUGUUUACCUGCUUGACGACAUGA